AUGUCAAACCCAGUCCCGUCCCUCCCAAUGCCCAUGGGACAGGCCAGGAAAUCGUAUUACAGCCAGGAUAUGCACCAAAAACCCUCACAGAAUUGGUCAGCUCGCUAUGAGCCUUACAGUAGCUUUUCAAGUUCACCACCGCGCUCGUCUUCCCCACCACGGACUCCGUAUACAACAAGACACACCUACAGCUACGCGCACAUAAGGUCGAGCCCGGAAAUCAACUCAGAUGGUGCUUACCAUGGAGCUGGAGAAAAUUUGGAGGAUCCGUCAUCGUCAUGGGGUCACCGCUACCCAAGAAGCGAGCACAUCAAGUAUUCUCCAACAGCAUACACCCGCGACUCCAACCGUUCGGGAUAUUCAACGGAGUCCUAUUAUCCGCCAACUUCAGAUUUUGACACGUCUGAAUAUUCCGAAGAUGUUGAUAUUGAUAUCCCCGAUGCGGACUCUGAACACACCAGUGACAGCGCGCCAGGUCGGAGCUCGGGGAUUGACACCGACAGCGAGGAAGAUGGGCAGGAGGAGGACGAGGACAGUUUUCUGUUUGGAUAUGCAGGAAACCGCCGGACUUUCUUUCACACUUCUGCGGAACGAGGCCAAUGGAAAAGUAAUCCCAUGCCUUUCAAGCCCGCUCCUUCCAUUUUGCAAAACCGGAAAUCCGCCCCCACAUUGUCCAGAGUUGCUACCCCAACACUAUUGAACAACUCAAGAACCAUCUCGGAACCUGCCCCAUCUACUUCUCUCCCCGAAACUACCUUCGUGCUACCUCCGGUGCAGGAUCUAUCUGAUCGUACGACUGAGCCAUCUGCUUCGACCUCCACCCCCGCAUCCGCCGUCGAGGAAUCCUGUCCGGCCAGCAAUGUCACAGAAGAGGAAGAAGUCGAAUCGCCGCAUACCGUGCCCUCUCUUACGAGCGAUCGCGAGAGCAGCAUGGACGUAGAUGAACACGAUAUUCUAUCGUCCCCUCUGCCGCCUUCGUCCCCGCCUCUGUCUCCGGUCAGCUUUUCCGCUGCCCGGAUGUCAAGAUCGGUGUCCCCAUUAUCGUUUGGUCACCAGUCGGAGGGUAAUGGAAGUUCUUCGCCGUUAUCGGAGCUUCCAGAUGAUGACGAUGAUGAAAGCACUUGGGAGCCGCUUACAGUAUCAGGCGUGCUACACGAUUUUGCUAAGGCUGAAGACACUCCAACCUCAGUACCAGUAUCCUCCUCCUCUUCGGACUCUAAAGCUAAAUCAAAGUCACCGUCCCCGGCCUCUGCGGAAGUGUCUAUUUCAACCUCUCAAGAUCCAGAGCCUACACCCGCCCCUAAGGAUCCGGAACUACCCUUAGUCGAGACCGUAUCGCCAACUCAAAAAGCAUCCGUGUCAUCCCCUUCGGUCCCCUCCGUUGUCUCUCUGCCGGGAGAAUCAACGCCAUCUCUUUCUGUGGCGCCUCCCAGUAACGAAAUCCUUGUUCCUACGAUUUCGUCAGCCGAGAAAGGCAAGGCGCGCGAGCACGUCACUGUUGUCGAGAAGAAGAGAUCGAAUGCGUCGAAGGAAAACGAUGGCCCGUAUUCUUCAUUACCUCAUUCUGGUGCCACAAAGGCUCACGCCGAUAAGAGAAAAAAGGAACAAGGUUCUGAAGAGCCUGUCAAGAAGAAGCAGAAGACCGAGACUGGCGGAAAACUCAGGAACGAGACCGCUCCCACCCAUACCAGCCUCCCCGCUUCUGACAGCUCAAAAGUGAAUGCUGGUCCCACAGAGCAGAUGCCCAGGAAAAAGACGGUGGUGAAGCGGAAAGUCGAGGUUGAGUCUGAGGCGACAGAGAAAGAUACUGCGUCCGAGGUGGAGGCUGCUACCAAGGGCAAGAGGAAAAAGCGGAGCGGCGGAGAGCCUUCUGCCUCUUCUUCGAGUGGGCGACGGGCCGGGAAAGCGCCUCGUGGCUCCGGUCGACGCCGUGCGUCGUCUAGCUACCUAGACGACAGCGCAGGUGAAUCUGACGUCGAAGCUGGGCGUGGUGCGGCGUCGGAGGGGCCUUUGGACCCAGAAACGGCGGCGCUCCAUGCGCAGGUGUGCGGGCUCCUGAUUGAGACGAUGGCGAUGUCGCGUGCUUCGUCGUUGGCGGUUAGCACGUUGUUUAAGAUGGUUAUGAAGUCGCAACCGGCGUUGAAAAGCCAGAGGUCGGAUAAGGAGUGGAUGAGGCUCUUUGAUCGUGUUCUGCAUAGUGGUGAAGCUGGGAGAGGGUCAGGUUUGUUUGGGAAAGUUGAGAGCAGUGGCAAGGACGACGCAGAUCGACCUUUGGAAGCUCAAUGGUUCUAUGUGCCUGAGCUGGAUGAAGACCAGGAGAGAGCUGCGCUUAUCAAAGCUAUGAUGCCUCGCCCGGCCAAACGAAGUGAGACGAAGAAGUACAAACAGUACUACUGGCGUCCUCUCGAUAAGAUUUCAAAAUGGGAUCCUGAAGAUGAACUCUGA
Psilocybe cubensis is the source of this 2445-nucleotide messenger RNA. RefSeq lists its product as uncharacterized. The transcript has 3 exons. The coding region runs from base 1 to 2445 and encodes 814 amino acids. Lineage: Eukaryota; Fungi; Basidiomycota; Agaricomycetes; Agaricales; Agrocybaceae. The record is from RefSeq and is a predicted model, not a curated record.